ACUCCCGCCGCAUGCCAUCAAAGUCUGCAAGCGCGGUCCUCCCUUACCCACUGAUUUUCUCCUGCUCAAGCCUUUCAAUUUCUACGACUCGACCACAUUGUUAUACCCGCAUGAAUGAGCAUGGAUAGUCUUCUCUCUAUUGGCGUAGGCCUUGGACUCCGACCUGUAAUCGACAACGUCACUCACAAUCCGUACCGAGCUUCAGCACUCAUUGGACUUUGGGAAGGAGUAGUCCUCAAUCACUUUCUCGUCAAGUUCCCUCGCUCCGUUGACCCUUAUGUCGCCUUCGGAUUCAGGUUGUUCGUCGACUUCCUAUUCACAGAAUCUUUCCUAAGGAUGACCAUCAUCGUUCUGUGGACGGGUUUGGGCUUGGUGUUUGCUGAUCUGGGACGGGACUUGACAAAUGAUAGACGAUUCCGGAGACUCUGGCGUCGCAUUCGGCGAUUGGUACUCAAGCCCACUUUGGGUCUUUUACCCGCUUCGUCGCUAUCGCGAGUGAGGUUCUUGCAGGUACCCGCAGGUUCUACCUCGUCGGUCGUUUCACGAUCGACAGCACGAAGUCCUACGUCGGCAACAUCUUCGUUUUCCCUUCGGGUACCACUUCGCCCUUCGACUCGACCAGUUCCCGGUUCUUUUGACCAAUGGUCAGAAGUGAGCACAGACAUUGGACGAGAUAUACCACAACGUGCACCUUCACCACCACCUCGACCUGCUCAACGAGCCCCGCCACCACCUCUCACAUUAUACCCCCAACCCAUGACACGACCUCGGCCAGAAUCAGAAGCAGAACCAUACCCAUAUCCCAGUCCUAGCCGAUCCCCUUCCGAGCUAGAAUAUGUUGCCCUUCCAAUGAUACCUGACCAACCGUCAAGUCCACUCAAUCGAAGGGACCAUUACAUGCGCUCAGGCUUGACCACGCCUAACAGUAAUCCUACCUCGAACGAAUACGACGAAGAAGACCGUCCGUAUAUUCAUUCGGGACUCACAACUCCUUAUAAUCAACGUCGUCCGCUCACGAGCGAGGGCCUACCUCCCGUACGGAUAAUUGAUGACGGUACCGAGUAUACACCGACUCGAAGUCAAGUCGAACUUCCACCUAUACCUAUACGACCUCCACCACAAGGAUCAAAUUACGAUACUGAUGAUAACGAACAUAUCGAGUUCCCCAUUCCCCAUCUGUCUGCACUUGGAUUAUCCGACCCUCAGCCAAGUCAUGGUUUUGUCCCACCAAUGUCAGAGAUCCCCAAUAUCCCCACACAGGAUGAUCAUCCUGAAGGUAAAGAAGGAGAUGACGCCAAUAAACGAGAUACACUCGUUGACCCGCCUCCGAGAUACGAAUCGGUCGCGGAGGUCGAGCCGGUGGAUGUUCCCGACCAUGUCUCUGUGGCUGAGACGGAAGCUGAUAGUGUCAUAACUGAGGGUCCCAAAGACGCUGUCAUCCAGCGCGCCGAGAGUCUCCGGAAGGAUGCGCAGGCGAAGGAGAAGCAGAGGGAUGAGUUGAGGCAAAAGAUGUUGCAGGCACAGAAGGAUGGAGAGUAUUUCAAGGCGCUGAAGUAUGAGGUAGAACUGGAGGAAGCACACACAUCGGCGCAAAAACUACAUGCGCAGGCUCGACGUCGUUUCUUCCUUGCUCAUAACAUGCAGCGAGAACCUCAAGAAAUUGACGUUCAUCGACUAAGUGUGGCAGAAGCUCUUGCAGCGGUGAAGACUGCUAUCCGAGAUGCAUAUGAUACCAAUGCACCAGAACUUCGAAUAAUCGUCGGAAAGGGCAAGCAUUCGAAGAACAAUAUCCCUGUACUUAAGCUAGCUAUCGUUGGAGAGCUUCAGAAACAUCAUAUUGAAGCCGUUCCCCAACAUAACAAUGCUGGUGUACUUGUUAUCACUUUAGAUCGACCCUCUGAUGAGGCUGGCCCAUCGGACUCUGCUUCAUAACACUUGCUUUGGAAUCUUUUUGUCAUCUCUGUAUUCUAUCCGCUGGUUGUAGGAUCAGGCUGUACCUCUCUUCUUUGUCUUGUUGUCUUAUGCUGUUAUUCAUGUACUACUUGCUCUCUAUUUACUUACAUCAAUAUAAAGCUUCCUUUCCUCUGUCUCUUUCGCGUGUCGUUACUUGGCUACCUAGCAGCGGCCCAACCACCCGUAGACAAAGACUCGGGCAAUGAACCAGCGCAGCUAUCUACCGACUCGCCAUCUGGGACCAGUUCGAUCACAAUAUUCG
This is a messenger RNA of Somion occarium, 2215 nucleotides long. The record is from the annotation of a GenBank genome assembly. Lineage: Eukaryota; Fungi; Basidiomycota; Agaricomycetes; Polyporales; Cerrenaceae.